Messenger RNA from Zerene cesonia (dogface butterfly), 3140 nucleotides. RefSeq names its product anaphase-promoting complex subunit 2 (gene morula). NCBI's taxonomy places the organism in Eukaryota, Metazoa, Arthropoda, Insecta, Lepidoptera, Pieridae. The coding region runs from base 702 to 3035 and encodes 777 amino acids. The record is from RefSeq and is a predicted model, not a curated record. Gene Ontology annotation, molecular function: ubiquitin protein ligase binding. Gene Ontology annotation, cellular component: anaphase-promoting complex. The transcript has a single exon. Gene Ontology annotation, biological process: ubiquitin-dependent protein catabolic process.
CAUCCUAUUGUCAUUCAAUACAAUUCACAUUUCACAUAUCAGUCACAACAUUCAUAACUGAUCCGAUGUUCUCAAAAAUAAAUGCUUUUUUAAUGUGGAUUUAAUUGAAAUUGAUUGUCAAUUGUAAUAAAAUAAAGUCCUUUUAUAUAAAUAUAACUGCUCAUGUGAAGCAGCGCAGCGCAAUUGGCACAGUCAACAGUGUUACCUAUGUCUACACCGGUAUAAAGUGCAGGCUGCAGAGCGCAGGCCCGUGUUUAUUAAAAAUUAAAAAGUACUUUGUGGUGCAAGCACGAACAUCAAUAAUCAAUACAAAGCCGUUUGUAGUAUCUACUAACAGCUAGUAUAUUGUCAAAUAGAUUACUUAUGUCCAAUUGUUCGUGUGUGGAAAUAAUAACUUAUUUAAGUUGAACGUUUUGAAGAAUAAUUUAGAUUCAUACGAAAAUCUGUGUCCAGUGUAUAGGUGUGCUUUUGUUAUUCCUACAAUAAAGUAUAUGUCACUUUUUACGGAGCAGCGCACUGCGCGGUGCGCAAUGUUAUCUAUCUCUUUUCCGGUCCGACUUUAGUGCAAGCACCGAAAGUGCACAUAAAUCAAUAAUCAAUACAAAGUCCUUUCUGUUGGGCGUCAGCGAUGACAAGACUUAUUUAGAUGUGUGAUUAAGUUUCUCUUUGUUCUUCAAGAUAAUAUUCGUCUUUUUCGCAAAAUGGCUCAAAAAGGUGAUGAACUCAAUAUUUACUGGAAUAAAAUAAACUAUGCAUUUCCCAUUCUCAAUGAUACACUGUUUACUGACUGCACUGAUACUGAAUAUGAAGAAAUACAAGAAAUUAUAACCGGCUUAGGUAUUCAGGUAAAAAUACGCGACCUUGUACUUGUUUACAUUGAGAAAUAUAUGCGUCAACUUAUAGCUCCUAUAUUUUGGGCAAAAUUUAUUAAAGUGGAUGAGGAGAUUAAAGGCUUUCAGCUGUUCAAGUCUGCAGUAAAUGACUUAUACGAAUCUGUCAAUAGUUUUUCAAGUAUGCUAAGAAAGCUUAUAAAACUUAAUAGCGUCUGUUGUGACAAAGGACCUAUUUUUGGUGAGAAAGAUAUUGUAUCUGGAUUUAAACAACUUUUGAGAGCUACCUUACUAUCACAAUUACCUGUUGAUUUUCAUGUUAUAAUAAAUCAUUUUUAUAAACUAUCAUUUAAUGUCUUUGAUAAUGAAAAUGAAAAUAAUUCAGAUAUUAGUGUAGAUGUUAUGUGUGCAGGAUGUUGGAAUGAUUAUUCCGAUUGUAACUGUGCUUAUAUUGUUAAGGUUUUCCAUGAUACAAACAGGAAACUCAUGGAAUUACAAUUGCUGGAGAGACUGGCUGGUCAAGUACUUACAAAUUUUAUACAAGUUAGAAUUGAAACACACAUACAAAAACUCUGCACUGGAACUUUUGAUGUUUCACAUAUUUCCCAUCUAGAAAACUGGCUAGACAUUACAGUAAUGUCAUGGUUGACACGAAUAUAUUGUGCCGGGUCAUCAAAACCACCACCAGAUAAUAAAAAUAUCCAAAAUGCUAUUGCCAAGUUUAAGCAAAAAUUGAGUUACUUUUUGUAUCAUACAUAUAUGAAACUAAGAAUUGAUCAAUUAUUUAAUAUUAUAAUUGAAUACCCUGAUUCUCAGCCUGCUAUUGAAGAUAUCAAAGCUUGUUUGAGUAAAACAGAUUUGUGUUCUUCAUUGUGUAAAAAACUACAAACUGCUUUAGAGACCCGACUUCUGCAUCCUGGAGUAAAUACACCAGAUAUAUUAACUGCUUAUAUUUCCACCAUCAGAGCUCUUAGAUAUUUAGAUCCUUCUGGAGUAAUUUUAGAGAAAGUCACGAGGCCUGUUCGAAAUUACUUAAGGAAUCGAGAAGAUACUGUUCGGAGUGUUGUCAGUAGUUUGACAGAAGAGGGAUCUGGAAGUGAGCUUGCUGAGGAAUUAGCUAAAUUUGCAGCUAGUACAGGGGAAGAAAUUGAUCAUGAAGAGGCUUGGGAUGAGUGGGUCCCUGAACCUGUAGAUGCUGAUCCUAAACAAAAACCUAACAAUAGUAGGGGCAAUGACAUUAUAUCAAUGCUUGUAAAUGUUUAUGGCAGUAAAGAAUUAUUUGUGAAUGAAUAUAGAACUCUUUUAGCAGAUAGAUUAUUAGCACAAAGUGUAAUCAACACAGAAAAGGAAAUAAGAUACUUGGAGUUGUUGAAAAUAAAAUUUGGAGAGUCACACUUACACUUUUGUGAAGUAAUGUUAAAAGAUAUAUCAGAUUCUAAGAGAAUUAAUGCUCUUAUACAACAGGAUGAAAACUUUGAAGAUUUGAAUCAAAAAUUUACAUCAAAUGCAAUGAUAUUGUCUGCACAGUUCUGGCCCCCCUUCAAAGAUGAAAGUUUGGAAUUACCAGAAGAAAUUAAACAACAUUUAGAAAAGUACACGAAAGCAUAUGAAGCAUUAAAAGGGAACAGAACUUUAAGUUGGAAACCUCAUCUAGGCAAUGUUAAUAUUGAGAUAGAAAUUGGUGAGAAAAAAUUAGAGUUGACUGUGUCACCAUUUAAUGCCACUUUAAUUAUGCACUUCCAAACCAAACCAGAAUGGUCGAUUGAGGAACUUCAUCAGACAAUGAAAGUUCCAAUAAUGAUCUUAAGAAGAAAAAUAACCUAUUGGCAGUCACUCGGUCUCAUAUCUGAGAAGUCUACUGAUGUUUAUGUUCUGGUUGAAGGAUCGGAGGCAAAUAAAUCAAGUGUAGCAUCCAAUCAGGUGCAGGAAAUGAUUUGUGAAGAUGAAGAAUCUGAGAGUGUGAUGGCUUCUGCCCAUGACCAGAGGGAAGGAGAACUACAAGUAUUCUGGUCAUAUAUUGUUGGUAUGUUAACCAACCUAGAUUCCUUGCCAUUAGAGCGAAUACAUCAAAUGCUCAAAAUGUUUGCCUCACAAGCGCCUGGCACAGAGUGCAGUUUGCAGGAACUUAGGCAAUUUUUGGAUACUAAAGUUCGUACGCACCAACUUGUUUUGCAGGGUGGCAUGUAUAAAUUGCCCAAGAAUUAAAAUAGUUAUCAUGUCAUGUCUAGAUUAAAUAAUUAAUUUAAAGCACUAUUGUAUUUAAUAUGAAAUAAAAAGCAUGUAAAGGUAUAACAGAAUUUUAUUUUCAAA